Molecule: messenger RNA, 8527 nt
Organism: Ctenopharyngodon idella (grass carp)
Lineage: Eukaryota; Metazoa; Chordata; Actinopteri; Cypriniformes; Xenocyprididae
Gene: pparab
Product: peroxisome proliferator-activated receptor alpha b
Exons: 9
Coding region: 601-2004 (467 amino acids)
Biological process (GO): regulation of lipid metabolic process; positive regulation of transcription by RNA polymerase II; cell differentiation
Cellular component (GO): nucleus
Molecular function (GO): zinc ion binding; nuclear receptor activity; RNA polymerase II cis-regulatory region sequence-specific DNA binding
Source: RefSeq, a predicted model, not a curated record
UUUCACAACAUAAGCCCUGUGUCCCUCCUCAAAGCGCUUUUGCAAUGGAAAGAGUUUUGGAUGAGACGCUGCUCUCUGCCAACCUGCCGGCUUGCUUCAUCCCAAGAUGUUUUUCAUUUGAAUAGAAAAAGAAUGUAAAAAUGAUAGAGUAAAAAUCUGCUGGUUUUGGUUAAAUACAUGCAGCAAUGUCCUCUGAACCCUGUCCAACCAUUCAGACAAUCUCAUCUGCUCAUGUACUGGCCAUCAUCCACACUACUUUAUCAGUGUUCCAGUUAAGGGGCGGUCUGCGCUCCGAUUGGUCGAGCGCUGAGGUGUGUCUGGGGGUGUGUCCGUGCGUCUGCAUGAUCAUCUGUGCGUCAUGACGCCGUUUCCGGGCGGCGCGAGACCUGCAGCUGCAGUUUGACAGCAGUGGAGGUGCGCGACGAGACUCAGCGGAGGUUAUGUGUUUAUAUAAAUGAUAUAAAUGAUAUUAUGCUGCAGUGAUCGCGCUGACAGCACCGCCAUCGGCUCACUGACGCCUCGAGACGCGAUGUUUGACGAGCACUGGCUGCUGCAGCUAAAGGCUGAUGUGUGAUUCGUGCUCUGCCCCUGUCCGCCAACAUGGUAGACAUGGAGAACCACUACAGCGCCCCGUCGCCACUGAACAACUCAGCGCUGGACAGCCCCUUGUGCAGGGACUUCAUCGGGGGAAUGGAAGACCUUCAGGACAUCUCCCAGUCCAUCGAUGAAGACGCUCUCAGCAGCUUCGAGGUGACCGAGAACCAGUCGUCGGGUCUGGGCUCCGGAUCGGAGAGCUCCACUGCGUUAGAUGCACUGACUCCUGCGUCCAGCCCGUCAUCAUGUGUGUACGGUGGCCCGGCGGGACAGGAAGAGUUCACCUCCACCUCCCUGAACCUGGAGUGCCGCGUGUGCUCGGACCGCGCGUCAGGAUACCACUAUGGAGUUCAUGCAUGUGAGGGCUGCAAGGGUUUCUUCCGCCGGACCAUUCGCCUCAAACUGGAGUACGACAAGUGUGAACGCCGCUGUAAGAUCCAAAAGAGGAACCGAAACAAGUGCCAAUAUUGUCGCUUUCAGAAGUGCCUGUCUGUGGGCAUGUCCCACAAUGCCAUCCGCUUUGGGCGAAUGCCACAGUCGGAGAAGCUGAGGUUGAAGGCGGAGAUCCUAACAGGAGAACGAGAGGUCGAGGACCCGCAGCUGGCCGAUCAGAAAACCCUGGCUAAGCAGAUCUACGAGGCCUACAUGAAGAACUUCAACAUGAACAAAUGCAAAGCACGGACCAUCCUGACGGGCAAGACGAGCACGCCGCCUUUUGUGAUCCACGACAUGGAGACGCUGCAGUUGGCCGAACAGACUUUCGUGGCCAAGAUGGUGGGCUCUUCUGGAGGGCUGCUGAAUAAGGACGCUGAGGUUCGGAUAUUUCAUUGCUGCCAGUGCACCUCGGUUGAGACGGUGACUGAGCUGACGGAGUUCGCCAAGUCCGUGCCAGGCUUCUCAAACCUGGACUUAAAUGACCAGGUGACGUUACUAAAGUACGGUGUCCAUGAGGCUCUCUUUGCCAUGUUGGCAUCAUGCAUGAAUAAAGAUGGUCUGCUGGUCGCAUACGGCAGUGGCUUCAUCACCAGAGAGUUUCUGAAGAGCUUACGACGGCCGUUCAGCGAGAUGAUGGAGCCCAAGUUUCAGUUUGCGAUGAAGUUUAACUCUCUCGAACUGGACGAUAGUGACCUCGCACUGUUUGUUGCUGCCAUCAUCUGCUGUGGAGAUCGGCCAGGGCUGGUGAACGUCCCGCACAUCGAGCGAAUGCAGGAGAACAUCGUUAACGUGCUUCAUCUGCAUCUUAAGAGCAACCACCCGGAUCACGGUUUCCUCUUCCCCAAACUCCUCCAGAAACUAGUGGACCUGCGGCAGCUGGUGACGGAGCACGCUCAGUUAGUGCAGGAAAUCAAAAAGACGGAAGACACUUCGCUGCAUCCCUUACUGCAGGAGAUUUACAGAGACAUGUACUGAGUCGGGUUUCUCAAGACGGCUCGUUCGUCCAGCUGACUUCUAGAUGAGCACGGAGAGGGCCGUUUCUCUCAGGGGCCCUCGUCUACCACUAUUUCCGGGAUUUCUGGAUGAAAACAGCAUCGGUUAGAUGCGCAGAAAGGGCUCUUCAUUAUUGUUGAGUUAAACAAUGGUUUCGGCGGUUGUUGAUUUAAAGAGAAAAUCAACGCAAUGCCAACUAAAAUGCAUCCUGUGGUUUUAGGAACUUUUUUGGGGAAAUUUUAUAAACGCUUACUGGUCUCUCAGGCCAGAAACUGUGAAUAGAAACCCUAAAAUCCAACUUAUUCAUACAGCAAUAUCCGUUUUUUUAUACAGUUACUUUUUUGAAUAGUGUACACUUCAGUAAAACCACCCAAGUGACUUCCAACUACCGUAACUAGUGAAACUGACCGUUUUGUAACGCAGUAGGGACUUUGCUUCAUGAUUAACGCCGUUUCUUUUGAUCAUGCUAACAUUAAGCACCGAGCGAAUGAAAAUACGACUCUAUCUUGAACAGUUUCCAGCCUUUGAAUUCCAUCAUUUACAAAUGUCCAGUGCUGCGGUAAAACUUGACAUUUGUAGACGAUCAUGAAUUAUUUAUUGCUUUAUUGGUUCACGCCUGACUACAACACAAUAUUACGUUUCAGUUUGACCAGUGAAGACACUUAGACAUCUCCAAGCAUCCAUCAGUGCAGCUUACAAGUUUCUAGAUGCCCAAAUACAAAGCAGAUCAAUACCUCACGACCGAUGCCUUCUGACAGAGCACACGUGCUCCACCCAACAGGUAGUGCAGUUUUACUGUAAUCUAGUGUUUCAAGGGCUGAAAGAAAUGACAAAUGAGGCCCGUUACAGCAUUCAUACUUCAAACAUCAGCAAUACUGCGAGUUUUGGCACUGACUGUGUUUUUGCAGCAUGUCGAUUUAUUGCAAUGUUGAUUUUAAUGAAGCAACAUGCAAUAUUCAAGUGAAUUUCACACCAAUUCUUUGAACAUGGUUGCAUUUUAAAUGCAGUGAUGGACAUUUUUGAUUCUGUGUAGAUUAAUUACCAUUGGCAUGUGAAUGUGACGUCCCUACUCAGGUAAAUUAGAUGUAAUGACUAUAAAGUUUGUGAUAGUUCUCAAAGGGCCCAUAGCUGAUAACUGUUUUAUAAUAUAUGGCCGUUUUCAAAGGAAACACUCAAUGCAGUAACCCAGAAAUCACUUUAUUUUCUGUAUAGAUCCACAUUUGCACUGCAGCAGUGCUGUCCUGGAGCUUCACACAUUGAUUUAAUUUCCUUCCUGUCUGAAUUCGUUUCGUUUCACACCAUUUGUCUAUUUGUCCCUCCAGCAGUCCGUUGCUCUUCUCCGUUCUUGUCACUUUCUCAGAGAACCGCAGUGCCUCGUCUCAUCUUCGCAGUGAAGAACGCGUCUCAUUCUACAGCAACUUUUUUACUUCCCUAUAUGGACCAGAAAGAAAAGCUAAAAUAUGUCCGUGCAUAACGGUUUUUGUUAACCGAAACUCUGUGUGCAGUUAUCUACGUUAAAAAGUUGGGCCGCUCACACAGAAGGCAUUUUUGCAUUCCACUGCGCUGCUUUUCCAGUGUUUUUGUAUGUAAACAUGCGCUACAUGGAUGUCUUUGACUUGAGUGUUUUACUGCAUCUAAAAAUGUAGCGCUCAAGUUAAAACUUUAAAGGUCUCGAGACCUUGGUGUCCAUUCCACUGCCCUGCGUCUCGCGUUUUUAACAACAAAAAUGCAUUCUGUGUAAUCAAGCCCUAACGGUGCGGUCAUAUUAAUGAAAUUUUGCAGGGAAAAAACAGUUGCAUCGCUCACACAGAAGUCACUUUCAAACCAAGCAGCUUUCUGUUGGUCAAAGUGGCGAAUUCGUGUGACCAACUCAAACACAAGUGAAAUCUGUGAGAGGAAAUUUUUACCUUCAAGUGAAACUCCUCAUCGCUCGAAUGCCUAUUGAAAUGACUGGAUUGCGCCUGUGAAAUUUUAUCGAGCAAUGGGUAAAUGUAAACAUAGCUUGUUUCUGCCACUGAAUAAAAAAUAAAAAUUGUAAUUGCGACUUUUUAUCUUGCAAUUCUGACUUCAGAAUUGCGUGAUAUAAACUCAAAAUUCUGAGAAAUAAAGUCGUCUUUUUUCCUCAGAAUUGGGCUUUAUAACUCGCAAUUGAAAGUUUAUAUUUCUCAAUUGUGAGAAAAGAAGUUAGAAUUGCGAGAUACAAACUCACAAUGACUUGAAAAAUGUCAAAAUUGUGAGAAAAAAGUCAAUUGCAAGAUAUAAACUUACAAUUAUUUGAAAAAAAAAUCAAAAUUGUGAGGAAAAAGUCAAUUGCGAAAUACCUGAAAAAAGUCAAAAUUUUGAGAAGUCAAUUGUGAGAUAUAAACGCAAUUGAAAAAAGUAAAAAUUGUGAGAAAAGUCAAUUGCAAGAUAUAAAUGCAAUUACUUGAAAAAAGUCAAAAUUGUGAGGGAAAAAGUCAACUGCGAGAUAUAAACUAAAUUGUGAGAUAUAAACUCGCAAUUACUUGAAAACAGUUAAAAUUGUGAAAAAAUUCAAUUGCGCGAUAUAAACACACAGUUACUUGAAAAAAGUCAAAAUUGUGAAAAAAAAAAAAGUCAAUUGCGAGAUAUAAACUAAAUUGUGAGAUAUAAACUCGCAAAUACUUGAAAAAAGUCAAAAUUGUGAAAAAAUUCAAUUGCGAGAUAUAAACUCGCAAUUACUUGAAAAAAGUCAAAAUUGUUAAAAAAGUCAAUUGCGAGAUAUAAACUCACAGUUACCUUAAAAGUCAGAAUUGUGAAACUUUAUAACUUGCAAUUAUCUUUUGAAUAUUUUGUGGCGGAAACAAGCUUCUAUAGAACACACCUUCAAAUUUGUAAGAUUCAUUUUGUGCUUGUGUAAAGAGCCAUGUAAGUUUAAAAUAAAGCUAUGAAUUGGAUUUCCAUAAACAACGCCUACAACAUCUUCAGUGAAUUUCUUGUGAUGACGUGGUUUCAUUUUGCACGUCAUCAGCUUCACUGUUCUGAAGAUGUGAACAAUGAUGAGAUAUAACCUAUAUUGUUUCUUUUCACUUCAAAAAAUAACUUGGAAAUACCGUAUUGGAUUGAGACUUAAGCAAUGUUUUGAGAUGAUUCAUUUAAAAACAAUGCGGUUAAACUGCUGGAGGUCAUCGAGAUGCUAAUCGUUCCACCGCGUGUCGUUUCUCAUCUGAAUAAAGUUCAACGCUACUUAACUCUGUUGCUUCCUUAACAGUCGCCAAAAAAACAUUUGUCAUUGAAAAUGAAUGACUUUCGUCAUACUGUCGCUCAAAUCGCCGUCAACCUGAACGGCCCGUGUCACAUUCAAGCAAUGCCAGCUGUGUCCGUAAGCUUGUGCGACUCCUGCGCCCACUGUCCUGCAAAUGGAUGCACUUAAACUGUAAAGUUAUGUUUGUAACUGGAAACGUUGAAGCUUUGUAACCCUGUAAAUACCAGUCGCUUGACCGCGACACUCUGACGGCCCACCGCGGCAUUGUCUUGACUUUUGAUAAAUGCUUUUUAACGGCUCAGAUGUUGUACAUGCGUCUAGGUAUUAUGAACUACCUAGAUUAUUGUUCAUUGACAUUUAGUCUUUUUAUACUAAAGCAAAGGUAUCUUUAUUAAUAUAUAUAUAGCAGAUGUUGUGAAAUGAACGAGUUUUAUGUAGUGCAAUGUAAAUAUGGGGGAAGAUUUAUCAUCGAACGACACUUGCAUGGGAAUUAAUGUUGUGAUUUCCACAUUCCUUUUUCAUUCCCGCAGCGUGAGGACCUGCACACUUCGACCCCACAUGGAAUGAUAAACGGAGUGGCUGAUUAUCCCGAACAUUUCAUUGUGUUUGAUGGAAUUUUACUAAUGACGAAUCACCAAUUUUGUGUGUCAUAAUUAUGAUUUAGUAUGUCAUGGGCUCAUUUGACUCGGCUCAGCAAGCAGCCAAUAAGUAGUGACAUAACAAUUUCAUAGCUACACCCUAGCAACCAGUUACAACACCCUAGCAACCACUUACAUUGAACAAAGGUGAGAGGGAUACCUUUGGAUCAGAACAUCAUAGAGACAAGUGGGUGACCUCUUUUGACUCAGACUCGCAAGUACUCUUUAAAUAUCACCCUGGAAACUGUCUAGCCACACCCUAGCAACCAUUUAGAGCACCCUAGCAACUGUAUAGCAACAUGAAGUAGCCAUUUCUCAGCACCAGAACAUCAUAGAGACAUGAUGGUUGGCUUUUUUUAAUUGAUCAAACAUCUAGUCUGUUAGUAUCACCCUGGUAACUGUCAAGCCACACCCUAGCAACCAUUUAGAGCACCCUAGCAACCGUAUGGCAGCAUUAAGAAGCCAUAUCUCAGUAUCAGAGCAUCAUAGGGUCAUGAUGGUUGGCUUUUUUUAAUUGAUCAAACAUCUGGUCUGUUAGUAUCACCCUGGUAACUGUCAAGCCACACCCUAGCAACCAUUUAGAGCACCCUAGCAACCGUAUGGCAGCAUUAAGAAGCCAUAUCUCAGUAUCAGAGCAUCAUAGGGUCAUGAUGGUUGGCUUUUUUGAUUUGAUCAAACAUCUAGUCUGUUAGUAUCACCCUGGUAACUGUCUAGCCACACCCUAGCAACCAUAUGGCAGCAUGUAUAGGCCGUAUUUCAGCACCAGAACAUCGUAGAUAUAUAUGAUGGUUGACUCUAUUGAUUUGAGCAGUCAUUAUUACAUACUAUGUCCUAAUUAUGACAUUGAAAGUCAAUUAUGACAUACUAAGUCAAAUUUAUAACACACUAAGUCAAAUUAUGACAAAAUGUCAUAAUUAUGACAGAAAUUAUGACUAAGUCAUAAUUAUUACGCACUAAGUCAAAUUCACAUAAAAAGUCAUAAUUAUGACACAAGUCGAAAUUUUGACAUACUAAGUAAUAAUUAUGACAGCCAAAUAAUGACAAAAAGUCAUAAUUAUUACAUAAAAGGUAGAAAUUGACAUUCAGUCAUAUUUAUGACACACCAAGUCAAAUUGUGACCAAAAAGUCAAAAUUGACAGUCAUAAUUCUGACAUAAAAUGACAUAAUCAUGACAGAAAGUCAAAAUUGAUAUUCAUAAUUAUUACAUUCAAAGUCAUGACAUGUCGGAAUUUUGACAGUCAAAAUUAUGACAAAAAUUCAUAACUAUGAAUUAAAAAAAACAUUGAGAGUCAUAUUUUCGACUUUUUAUUUCAUAAUUUUGAAUUAUGUCAAUUAGGACUUGUGGUGUCAAUUUUUUUGUGUCAUAAUUAUGACUUUUAAUCUGAUAAUUAAGAUGUACCAAAGCAUGUUUUUUUCUUUUGUGACAGAAAUGGGCUUCCAUACAUAUGACCUAAGUGAUGAUUUAUGCCAUAAAGCAGGAUAUUGUAAACGUCUGAUCUCAUGAAGAUGAUUUUUGAUCAGCUCUCGGGGUGCUUGAGGUCCUCAAAUGAUGUACUGUACUGUGAUCCCUGAGGUCUCAGGUAAAGAAUAGGGGUACUGAUGAUUUAGAUCAUCAACAACUGCCUGUGACACAAAUCCAGCCAGAUUCUCUGUCUCUCUCGUGGCUGUAAGAUGCACUCCCUGCUGUCACACUGUCAGGACAUUUUCGAAAAUUAGUAAUUAAUACAGUAAAACAUGUUUUGUGUGCAUCGUUUCGUUUUAAAUUCUUGUUUUGUGUCUGCCCAGUUAUUUUUAGAGCAGUUCAUAUGAUUUGGCAUGUCAAUGUGAUGUUUAAAUCCCAACAGAAUGGACUGAAUUCAUCCUCCACCUCAUUCACUUGUUAGUACGCUUGUGUUCGGACAUUUCUGAUUCAUUCAUCACACUGGAAAUGGAAGGUCAAGCGCAUUGCAUUGCAUAUGUGUGCUUUUGUUGUAUACUGCACAUGUAUGCAUACAGAUAAUUUACAUAACAUAUGCAUACUAUUACUGCAGUAUACAGUUAGUAUGCUAUUCAGAUGUCUUUCAGGUGCCUUAGAUCCAGAUUGUAAGAAACUGCAUGACAUGGAAAAAUCUGUAACUGUUUUAUUAAGUAUCAAAUCAAGUGUUAUUUCAGGCAAGUUCACAAUAUUCCCAAGAAGAUUUUUUGUUGUUGUUGUUUUUUGUCUUUUAAUAUUUGCUGAUGAAGCAAACAUAUACAUAAAGUAUUACGUUUUUUUUUUUUUCCUCUCUCUUUUUUUUGGAUUAAAAUGAAAUGUUUGUCAGCAACUUUGCUUUUCUAUGGAGUGCUUGGUGUUUUUAUGUAGAAGGGAUUUUAACAAUGUCAUAUCAGGGAAUUGUGUCUCGGUCUUCCCCGUUAGUCGCUGUAGCUCAGGUCACAGUAAAGUACUGUUCUGCCUCUGACAGCGUCAUUUCUAAUAAAUGCUUGAUUUUAAGGAGCUGGUUGAUAUACACAUAUCUGUGACUUUAUUAGUUGAUGAUUAAUAUACUGCUGCUGCAAAAAGGCCUCAGUGGUGAUGUUUUUGUUCUUUGGCUUAAUAUAGACAAAUGUUUGAUAAAUGUAUAUCUAGUCCUGUCUCAAAAUAAAAUACAUCUUUGCAAAACUCAAA